Molecule: messenger RNA, 851 nt
Organism: Prorocentrum cordatum
Lineage: Eukaryota; Dinophyceae; Prorocentrales; Prorocentraceae
Source: the annotation of a GenBank genome assembly
GCCCGGGCGAAGGAGGCGGCGAGGCGGCGAGCCGCGGCGACUGCGGCCGACGGGAUGACAGCGCGUCAGACGCACUGGGUCCGCCCGACCCGGUGCUGGCGCAGUUCUUGGACGAGAUCCACUUCGACGGGGCGCAUCUCUGCUUGGGACAGCGCAUGCUCGCCGCGGCGCCGUUCCACCAGCUCCAGGGCUGGCAGCGCCUGGCGCCCGCGGGCUCCAGGCUCGGGGUGCCGCGCGAGGUGAUGUGCACGAUCGCGAUGUGGAUGUGGCUGCGCGGCCUCUUGGAAGGGGAGUCUCGCGACGUGGGGCGCGGGCGGGCGGGAGCUGGGUCGCUGACGCUGCGUGCCCGCGAGCGCGAGGUCGCCUCCAAGACCGAGGAGGUCGACCAGGCUCAGCUCUUGGACCUCGAGCGGCAGGCGGGCCUCGGGCCGGCCCUGGCCACCCCGCUGGAGGCGCGCUUCGGUGCCCAGUGGCGACAGUCGGUGCUGAAGCGGCCUGCGGGGGCUGCCUCGGCUCCGCCGCUGUUCGCGAUCAGCGGCAAGCAGGCGGGUCAGGUCUUCGGGGGGGCCGCGCAGGCGCUGGGGCCCCGGCGCGCGGGCGCGGUCUGCCGCUGCCAGCUUCGCCGCGGCGGCGCAAGCCACGACGCGGCGACCGGUGCCGGGGUGCUGGGUCAGAUCCGCCACAGGGGCCGCUGGCGCGCCCACGGCAGCCUCCGCCGGUGCGAGAAGGGCGCGCGGCUCGGCGAGGUGCUCAGACGUCUGGCGCCCCUUCUGCGCGCCCACGCGCUGCGCUGCGCCGACUUGCUCGCCGCGGUCGCGGCCGGGCGUCGCAGGCCCUUCGCGAGCCCCUGA